Messenger RNA from Apis cerana (Asiatic honeybee), 6203 nucleotides. RefSeq names its product Toll-like receptor 6 (gene Toll-6). The record is from RefSeq and is a predicted model, not a curated record. NCBI's taxonomy places the organism in Eukaryota, Metazoa, Arthropoda, Insecta, Hymenoptera, Apidae. Gene Ontology annotation, biological process: signal transduction. Gene Ontology annotation, molecular function: protein binding.
GAGUUAGAUGCUGUGGAGAUCUCAACCGUCAGUUGCGCGGUGGUCGCCGUACCGAAUGUUACGGUUUAAAGUGUUUUGUAUUUCCGGUUGUCUGUUCUCUUGCUCUUUUCAUUUACAAAACUCGCGUAGGAUUACCUUGUCGGGCAAUAUAUCGGGAUUUCAGUGAGAAGAGAUCGUAAUCUCGAAGAGUGUCGAUUAUCCUUGGCUCGGAGACAUGGGACAUUUGGUGGAAAAGUUACGAAGCUUCCGGCAUUUUGGCGGAACGCGAGCAUAGUGUCGUCGAGCAAAGGCAUGAACAUCGUUGCAGGAAGUGACGUUGAUUCGCCGGUGAGUCAGCACUGUGGACAAUUACGAUUUUGAUAAAGGGGGAUGGAAAAGGAAGUUUACGGGAUACGGAAACUGAAAUUACCGAGCAUUUCGACGCGUGCGUAAUUAUCCGGAGAUUUACUCUGUCGGUGUUACAUCGUCAAGGACUUUUCCAGUCAAGCCAGUCGAGUGUCUCGCGAGUCGAAAUGCGUAGUAGCGUUUGCAGCAGGUUAUGAAGGGUACUCGCGCGCGCGCUGGAUUGAACGAUUCGCCGACCGAGUGAAGUGUGAUUCUUUAAAGUGUAAACUACUUGUAUAAGCACUCAGUGAAAUGCGAUAACGCUCUCGUGCUCCCUCGAAUCGUUCAUAAACGAGCUAUUCACAUGACGGGUCGACUGGCAGUGAACUUCGUUCCCUUCAAUUCCCAUUAACGAAAUUCACGAAUUGUUGAAAACGAUCGGACGUGUUCGAGCUGAAGUGAGUCGAGUAUCGAUUGUCGAAAGAGGGGGCACACACAUGCCAGUCACUCGGAGUAAAUAUUGGAGGGCGUACACAAGUGACGACAACGUGCGUUAAUAACGAAACGUCUGGGAGUCGUGGAGCGGCGUGUAAUGACCGGAAGUAGACAGAGGAGCGGAAACAAGGGAAGGCAACGAGUUCGCUAAAGAUGCGUGGGCUCGCCGGUCCGGAAGGGCUCGGAAGAUCGGCGUUUCUGUCAUUGGCCUACUACUACUAUCUUCUGAUCCCGGUAUACCACGUGCUCGCCGUGACCAGCGAACUACCGCCGAGACUCGAUUUACCGGAGCAUUGUUCGUGGGACUCGCGGCAGGAUGGCGCUCUCACUUGCAUCCACCGCUACACCGGGAACGAUUCCCUCAGGACGAAUUUUUCACAGGCGACCAGCGAAUACGUGACCUCGAUCAACGUUGUAUGCGAGGAUUCGGAAUCGUUGGAAAACGGAAUCCUGAACGUGGACGGGUUCGUACAGUUAUGGAGAUUGCGAUCGUUAAGGUUGACCGGAUGCAAGCUGGUCCAUUGGCCGGCAAAAGUUCUAAGCGGUUUGCGGGAUCUUCGUAAUCUAACGAUCAGAAGUUUGAACGGGCGGAAAAGCAAAUACAGCUUGGAAUUGGAGAGCGGGGCGUUCGACUCUGUGCCACAGAUCGAGAAGAUCGAUUUAUCGUGGAACAACAUCUGGCAGAUACCGGAACACUUGUUUUGCCCUUUGUCGAAUCUUCUUACGUUGAACAUCUCGUGGAACAUGUUGAAGGACAUCACCGAGCUCGGAUUCAGGGAUAUCGCGGAGAAACAUCCGAGACGUCAACAGGAAUCGACCACUUCGCCUUUCCCCUGCUCUCUCGACGUGCAAUCGUUGGACGUGUCGAGUAAUCAAAUUUUAGUGCUGCCCGCCUACGGAUUUUCUUCCCUGAAGAGACUUCGCGUGUUGAACUUGUCGAGCAACGCGGUCUCCAUGGUAGCAGACGAAGCGCUUCACGGACUCAGGUCUCUGGAGACAUUCGACCUGUCUGGGAACAGAAUUGUCGCGUUGCCGACGGAAAUGUUUCGGGACGCGGCCAAGUCGUUGAAAGAAUUGCGUCUCCAGAACAAUUCCAUCAGCGUGUUGUCCCCCGGCCUGGUCGCGGACAUGAAUCAGCUGGUCGCCCUGGACUUGUCGAGGAACGCGUUGACCAGCUCCUGGCUGAACUCGGCCACGUUCUCCGGUUUGAUUCGACUCGUCCUACUGAAUCUAUCCCAUAAUCGCAUCACUCGACUGGACCCGGCCUUAUUCAAAGACCUUUACACCCUUCAGAUAUUGAAUUUGCAAUACAACGAGAUCGAAACGAUACCGGCCGAUACUUUCGCCCCCAUGAGUAAUUUGCACACGCUAGAUUUAGCGUAUAAUCGAUUAACCUAUCUGGACGCCUAUUCCUUGAACGGGCUGUUCGCACUUUCUCUUCUGUCGCUCGAUUCUAAUCAGCUCGAAGGUAUCCAUCCGGAUGCCUUUCGCAAUUGUUCCAGUAUGCAAGAUCUGAAUCUUUCCGGAAACAGUUUGGACGGUAUACCUGUCGCCCUCAAGGACAUGAGGAUGCUGCGUACGCUGGAUCUCGGUGAAAAUCAAAUCAGAAGCCUGAACAGGCCCGGGUUCCGCGGUAUGUCCAGCCUCUACGGAUUACGGAUGAUCGGGAACGAGAUCACCAACGUCACCGUGGAGGAUUUCGCCGAGCUGCCAGCACUGCAGAUAUUGAACCUGGCGCGGAACAAAAUCGAAACGGUCGAGGACGGUGUGUUCACCGCGAACCCCGCGUUGCAGGCGAUCCGUUUGGAUUCGAAUUUGUUGCAGGAUAUGUCCGGGAUGUUCGCGAGCGCGCCGGGUCUCCUUUGGCUGAACAUGUCCGACAACAUGAUCGUGCAGUUCGAUUACGGUUACCUGCCGGAGAAAUUACAGUGGAUGGAUCUGCAUAAAAAUCUUAUUAUGGAUCUCGGGAUCGCGCCACAGGCAAUGAGAUUGCAGACGCUCGACGUGUCGUUCAACCGGUUAACGAGGAUACAUUCGAGGUCGAUACCGGACUCCAUCGAGCUCCUGUUCGUCAACGACAACAUGAUACAGACGGUCGAGCCGCAAACGUUCGCCGACAAGAAGAACCUGACCAGGGUGGAUCUUUACGCGAAUCAGAUCGUCAAGAUGAACCUGUCCGCGUUCCAAUUGACCCCGGUCCCCAACUAUCGACAAUUGCCGGAAUUCUACAUCGGUGGGAACCCGUUCAUAUGCGACUGUACCACGGAAUGGUUGCAAAGAAUCAACUCGUUGUCGUUGAGGCAACACCCUCGGGUGAUGGAUUUGGAGUCGGUGUAUUGCAGGCUCCCGUACGAUCGUCACAAGUCGUUCAUACCGUUGCUCGAGGCGAAACCGUCCCAGUUCCUGUGCACGUACAAGGCCCACUGUUUCGCGCUCUGCCAUUGCUGCGACUUCGACGCCUGCGACUGCGAGAUGACCUGCCCGACCAACUGUACCUGCUAUCACGAUCAAUCCUGGUCGGCGAACGUGGUCGAUUGCUCCAAUUCCGGAUACAAAACCCUUCCCGGCCGACUACCGAUGGACGCCACCGAGGUCUACCUCGAUGGAAACAAUUUCGGCGAGUUGAAUUCCCACUCGUUCAUCGGGCGGAAGAACUUGCAGAUCCUGUACGCGAACGAUAGCAACAUCAUCGCUAUACGCAAUCACACUUUCAGCGGUCUGAAGCGGUUGCUGGUCCUCCAUCUGGAGAACAACAAGAUAAGCGUGCUCAACGGUGUGGAAUUGAUGCCUCUGGAGAACCUGAAGGAACUCUACCUACAGAACAAUCUACUGACGUACAUAGAUAACGGCACGUUCCUUCCGCUACGUCAGCUGGAAGUGUUACGAUUGGAAAACAAUCGACUCGGCACUUUCGCCGUUUGGCAACUCGGCCAGAACCCAUAUCUCGUCGACAUCGGGUUGUCGAGCAAUCCGUGGAACUGCGAGUGCUCGUUCUUGGACCGGGUUCGGGAGUGGAUGUCCCGUAACAGGGCCAAGAUAAGCGACUGGAGGAGCGUCACCUGUUCCCUCGGCAUGCCUAUUACUCUUCCGGCCAACGGAUCGGUCGUAAAUUGCGCGGCGUUAACGGGCACGACCUCGGUCAUCGAGAGCCGGCCGCUCGAGGCUUACCUCCCGCUACUGCUCGCCACAGCUGUCCUCAUUUUUGCCAUGGUCGCGCUCGUGUGCGGCGCGUUCAGGCACCGUCGAACCCUGAGGACAUGGGCGGCGAGCAGAUGCGGGCUCAGGGCGUGUUACAAGACGGCGGCGUUCGAGGAUCAAGAGAAACCGUUCGACGCCUACAUCUCUUACUCGGCCGUGGACGAGUCGUUCGUCUCCACGAUACUGGUGCCCGGCCUCGAGACGUCCUACAGGCUGUGCUUGCAUUACCGGGAUUUGGGCGCCGGUAGCAACGUGGCGGAUGCAGUCGCGGAGGCGGCGGAUUCCUCGAGGCGCACCAUCCUCGUGUUGUCCAAGAACUUUCUGCACGGAGAGUGGGCCAGGUUCGAGUUUAAAGCGGCCCUCAGGGACGCUCUGAAAGGGAAGGGCCGCUCGGUGAUCCUGCUCCUGGUAGGCGGUGUGUGUCCACGAGAUCUCGACGCCGAUCUCAAAAAGAGGAUCUCGUCGCACACCGUGCUGGUGUGGGGGGACAAGUUGUUUUGGCAGAAGCUAAGGUUCGCCAUGCCAGACGUGUCCCCUGUUCCUGUUUUGGAGAGACCUCUGCCAUUGCCGCCGCCGCCACCGCCCCCGGCGCAGCAUCAAUGGACGUAGAACAGCCAUUAUUUAGCUUUACUGGGCAACAGGGAGGUAGGGCAGACGGGGAAAGAGAGAGAGAAGGGGGAGCAAAAUGUAGGAAGGAGAAAAGGGAGAAAAGGAAGGAACGGAAGGCGCAUAAAGCGCGCGGAUAAAAAAAUUGGCGAUCGCCGGUGAAAAAUGCUUUUUCGAAAUACGUGCCCCGCCUCCUAAUUGCGCGGAGGGACGAUCGACCGGCCUUUCUCGUUCGCGUAGCAAAACUCUCGGCCGGGGAGCAACAAAAAUCCGUCUGUAAUCCCCGAGACGGACGCGCGGGAACGUCGAGCCGUGAAGGAAAAGAGAGCGGAGAACACGGAGGCUGUCUCGAGGUGUCCAUUGGAACAGGUAGAAAUCUACGAUCGCGUGUACCUGUUCGUCGCCCUUUACAUUUGUACCUGACAACGGUUGGACCGAAUCUGGAAGACAAAUGGGAUUACCUCGCCGACCUUACCCGUUUCCUCUCCCUUACCCGAACGAACGUUUAGAAAUUAAAAAGAGAAUUCGUGCCGGUGGUUCCUUCGUUUUUCUUUUCUUUCCUUUCCUUUUUUUCCCCUUAGUCACCCUUUCACGUAUCGGUGGGUGGGCCGAAUUCGAUACGGAUUCUCGAGAACGAUUCGGGAGGGAUGAUUCGGUUCUCAUAUUUCGUCACGAGAUAAACGAACGAACCGUGACGAUCCUUUUGCAUCUUGUGAAUAAUCAAGAAUUCAAGAAUUCCACUUUUCUCGGAGGGGGAGGGUUAACUCUACUACCACCAAUUUAAGAAGAGGAGGAAUCAAGGAAGGGAAGUCGAAGCCGAGACGACUGUGAACGCAAUAAACGAGCAAGUUGAGAAGAAAGAAAGAAAACGAUUGUUUCUCUUUUAAUUAAUUUCCCGGUCGGAUCUUUGGUCCCUCCUUUCGACUACACUAGCCUCUCUCUUUCUCCUCCCACCUUAUUACCAUUCUCUCUUCUCCCUUUUUCUCCAAGAGCACGUUUUACGCUCGAUUAUUUAUUUAGCCGGCGACCGCUCAGCGGUUGCCGCGCUACGGAAUUAAUUGAAAGAAACCGCGCACGCCCGCGCCCCCAUAGUCGUUAGAAUUUUCUACGCACAUUACGCAAAUUGCACGAUAAACUUUACGAUGUACGCGGUGUACUACGGCCAAGAACUCGCACUACUAGCUUUAAUUACACGCGCACCGGAAGACCGUCGCCGUCGUCGUCGUUACCUUACGAAACGUACCUUGGCUGAAGCCUGGCUGAAGAGUGAAGAAAAAAAGAAAAGAAAGUGUCCUUUUUGGAAAGCGGAAAUGGAAGAGGAGAGCGAGAGAAAGGAGCGAGAAAAGGCGGAAGGGAAGCUGAUCGGUGUACGAACUCGCUGUAUGGAUCACGCUCAAGCCCCUCAUAAAUUUCUAUAAAUCUAUUAACUCUCCUGAAACAUUUACAUAACAAAAACGUGGAUAUAUAACACGUCGAUGAAAAUUCGAUGCUCGUAUUUUCGAUCGUAAAAUAUAUAUCAGGAGAAAAGCUGAUAUCAUGGAUCCGAGAUUAAGAAAAAAAAGGAAAGGACACAUUCGCGA